Drosophila willistoni is the source of this 846-nucleotide messenger RNA. RefSeq lists its product as uncharacterized. Bases 143 to 736 code for a protein of 197 amino acids. Lineage: Eukaryota; Metazoa; Arthropoda; Insecta; Diptera; Drosophilidae. The record is from RefSeq and is a predicted model, not a curated record. The transcript is spliced from 2 exons.
CUGUGCAAAGUGUUUGCUGUUGAAAUCAAUUCGUUUUAUUUAAGCCCUUUUUAUUAAUGUGCACAAAUUUUUAAAACCGAUCAGGACUGAAAUUUGGAAAUUCUUUUUUAAGAAAUUACAUUAUAUUACUAUUGGGCGAAAUAUGACUUCUGGUUGGGUUCUACUUAUCGCCAGUAUUCUGCACUUUGGCCUACGUGGAAGCUGCUUCUUGAACAUUGACAGAUUCCCCAUGGUACCCGGCACCAUCUAUGCCGGUCACAUUGCCUACUGUGCCAUCUUGCAUUUCCUUUAUGACACGGAGGUGCUGCCGGAACGAUAUAAACGCCGCAUGAAUCUACUGGCCAGUUUCCUGUGCGAAUUGGUACUCGGUGUGGCCAUCAUGGAGGUAUUGGCCCUAUGGUUGUGGUGCAGUGUGGAGCACAUUGUCCACAUGACGCUGCAGUGUGUACUGAAGCGCUAUUUGGGCAUGCCACCGGAUUUAUAUCAGCAGUGGGAAUAUGCCAUUAUGGGCGGUGUGAUGACCACGCUUGCCAUAUUCCUCUGGAUCAAUGCAUACGAGGCCACCGAUCCGAACGGUAAGCAACCAAUUGUGAUGACCAAAUCGGAAGAGGAAAUAAUAACGACAAAGGAGCAGAAUGCUAAGAAAAAGCAACUGAAGAAGACUCCAAUGAAAAUGGAAUUCGAUCAAGAUACACCUGAAGAUCAACACCCAAAAUGUAUGACCGAAGCGCAGUAGUUAAAAAAAAAAAACAAAGAAAAGAAAAACACGAAAAUUUACUCAAAUUUCGAAAGGCAUAUGAAAUUGAAUUGAAAAAUGCAUUCAACAUUCAACAAAACUAAAUUAAA